Nerophis lumbriciformis (worm pipefish) is the source of this 1932-nucleotide messenger RNA. Lineage: Eukaryota; Metazoa; Chordata; Actinopteri; Syngnathiformes; Syngnathidae. The record is from RefSeq and is a predicted model, not a curated record.
AUGUUUUCCUCUGCAACCCCUUACAAGAACCAGCACUACUCUGAUCUGAAGAAGGAUUGUCUCAGGAGUAAGAAACUGUUUGAGGAUCCCGAGUUCCCUUGCACAGAUGCGUCGCUUUAUUUUCGGAGACCGCCACCUGGUCGGGUGCAAUGGAAACGUCCAGGGGAGAUCAGCAAUGACCCUCACCUGUUUGUGGAAGGUGUCAGUUCCCAUGAUUUAAACCAGGGAUCUGUGGGGAACUGCUGGUUUGUAGCUGCCUGCUCAUGUCUGGCGCUGAAGCCAAACCUCUGGAAGAAGGUAAUUCCGGACUGGAAGGAGCAGGAGUGGAACUCUAAACAUCCAGAGGACUACGCCGGAAUCUUCCACUUCCAGUUUUGGAUAUUUGGAGAAUGGGUAGAUGUGGUUGUGGAUGACCGACUUCCUACCAUCAAUGGAGAGCUCAUUUACUGUCACUCCAAAGACAACAAUGAAUAUUGGAGCGCUCUGCUAGAGAAAGCUUAUGCAAAGCUCUCUGGCUGCUACGAGUCAUUGGAAGGGGGCAACACUGGAGACGCUGUGGUGGAUUUCAGUGGAGCUGUGGCAGAGGCCAUUAACCUUGAAGCGGAGGCUUACUAUAAGGACCAGGAGAAGCUCGACCAUCUGUUUGCGGAUCUACUCAAGGUGUACGACCGUGGUGGGAUCAUAAGUUGCUCCAUUAAGGCACAACCACACGAAAUCGAGCUGAAAAUGGGCAAUGGGUUGGUGAAAGGACACGCUUACUCGGUGACGGCGGUGAACAGGGUGCGUCUUGGUCACGGUCUGAUAGCCUACUUCAAAAAUGAAACCAUUCCGAUGAUCCGCAUGAGGAAUCCUUGGGGCAAAACUGAGUGGAACGGACCUUGGAGCGACAGCUCUGAAGAAUGGUCAAAGGUUGGUGACACUGAGAGGGGCAACCUUGGCAUCACGGUGGAGGACGAUGGAGAAUUCUGGAUGUCAUUCACCGACUGGUGCAAGCACUUUACAGAUGCCGACGUGUGUCGUUUAAUCAAUACGUCCGUGAUCAGCAUCCAUAAGACCUGGCAUGAAGUGGUUCACUUCGGGAGCUGGACCAAGCAAGCCGAGCCUCUCUUAAAUCGCUGCGGCGGCUGUGCUAACCAUAAAUCCACCUUCCUGCAGAACCCGCAGUACAUAUUUGAUGUCACAAAGGAGUCCGAUGAGGUUCUCAUCUCCUUGCAGCAAAGAGAUAUGAAGAUCCACAGGAAAUUUGGUCAAGGGGAAAAUCUAACAAUCGGCUUCAGUGUCUUCAAGGUAGAACUCAACAGAAAAUACAGGCUGCACGACAUCCUGACCCAGAAGUGCGUGGCAACGUCGACCUACAUCAACGCCCGCACUGUUUUCAUGAGGUGCACGCUGCAGCAAGGCCGCUACAUUCUUCUCCCCACCACCUUCAAGCCCCUCAUUCUGGGCGACUACAUGGUCCGACUCUUCACUGACUUGGACUCAAACUGCAGGGAGCUGAGCGAGGAUAAGCCUAAAGUGAGGUGCUGGAGUUCCUUCCUGGGGUACCCGCAGGUCGUGACCCAUAUUUACAUCCAUGCUGCUGAGGGGCUACAGAAUCAGGAUAGUACAGGAGGUGCGGACCCUUAUGUGAUCAUAAGCAGUGAGGGCCACUCGGUCAAAUCUCCAAUCCAGAAGGACACUUUAACACCAGAGUUUGAAACAAGCGGUGUUUUCUACAGGAAGAAGCCAAGAAAACCGCUAACGGUGCAGAUUUGGAACAGUAAUGCAGUACAGGACCAGUUUAUGGGCCAAGUGGUGCUGUCUGGUUCUCCCAAGGACACCACUGAUCCUCAGAGGCUUCGGCUGAGAAAGCAAGGCCGCAACAUGGCCGACGAGAUGCCCGGCAGCAUCAGCCUGAGAAUUGUCACUUCAACUCAGCUCACCGCCAUUUGA